Molecule: messenger RNA, 981 nt
Organism: Caenorhabditis elegans
Lineage: Eukaryota; Metazoa; Nematoda; Chromadorea; Rhabditida; Rhabditidae
Source: the annotation of a RefSeq genome assembly
AUGCGUUUCUUUGCAUUUGCAGUUUUUAUUGUUUCUAGCAUUCUACUUGUAGAGGCAUCAUCCAUUUGCCAAAAACGUCAAUCAUGUGGGUGUGCUCCUAGAGUUCAACCAAGCUGCUCGUGCCAACAAACCACUUAUUCUCAACCACAACAGUUUAGUUGUUCCUGUCAAAACACUGCUCCAGUUCAAAAAUCAUGCUCAUGUUCCUAACCAGCUCAGCAACAAAUUUACCAAGUGCAAACUUCUCAGUGUGCUCCAGCGUGUCAGCAGUCUUGCCAAAAUCAAUGUAAAUCUGCUCCAUUUGUUAAUCAAUGCCAAUCCUCAUGCCAGCAAAAUUGUCAGACUUCUUCCUGUAGUGCUUCAGCUACGUUGGCUCCAGUUCAACAUGUACCACAAUGCCAACAGCAGUGUGCUCCUCAAUGCCAACAGCCAGCAGCUCCACAGUGCCAACAGUGUCAGAAUACUUGCCAACAAUCUGCUCCAGUUUGCCAGCAACAGUGCGCCCCGCAAUGUCAGCAACAAUUCGCCCCAGCCUGUCAACAAUGCCAGAAUUCGUGCCAACAAACUCAACAGUGCCAGCAGCAAUGCACUCCGCAGUGCCAACAACCAUCCACACCACAGUGCCAACAAUGCCAAUCAGCCUGCCAAGCUCCAGCCACUGCUGCUCCACAAAUUGUGGAAGCUUCAGUCUCUCAAUCUUGAAGCUUCAGUCUCUCAAUCUUGAAGCUUCAGUCUCUCAAUCUUGAAGCUUCAGUCUCUCAAUCUGCUCAAUGUGAGCCACAAUGUCAGCAAUCAUGCCAACAGCAAUGUGUACAGCAACAACAAUCAAUGCAACAAUGUGCAUCAGCUUGCACCAAAUCGUGCUCUCAAUCGUGCUCUCAGCCAGCUCAAAUGCCAUGCCAGACCCAAACAUUAAACUCCUGCUCCUGUCAGCAAAACUAUUCCCCAUAUGGAAAUGGACAAUGUUGCAAAAGAAAGUAG